UUGUGGAAAGAACACUCCCAAUGAGAGUAAAUUAUAAGAAAAGUCACUUUAUUUCAGUACACGAGUAAGAAAGGGAAAGCAAAGAUAUUUGUUGUUUAUAUAAUCAACCACACAAUAGCAGUUUUCCCAGCCCAUGAUUUGAGAGGGCUUUGGCUGUGUGUUUUAUGGAAUUGAGAGAACAUUACUCAGAAAAGUACAGAGCAUUCUAGAGACUUGAAUUAGCAUUCAAGAUUUGAGGACAGUAAUGUCCAUGUACUUAUUCUUCAUCCUUGCCUGCCCAUGCCUCUUCCAAGGUUUGGCAGAAGAAAAGUGUCAUGACUCUGUGCUAGCAAGGCGUGAUUCAGUCUACGCCCAACAGGGGGACAGUCUUUCUCUUUCCUGUGUAGUACAGCACUGUGGGCACAGUUGCUGGUCAGGUGGUUGGGGACAGAGUACAGAAGGAGGUUUCCUCCUGCUGAAGCCUACUGAGAGACAUCAGUUCUAUAAUGAGACACUGUCAGUCAAUCAAACUCGCCUGCUGAUUACGAUACACAACAUCAACCAAUCAGAUGCUGGAUCGUAUGGCUGUCACAUUAACUGGGACAAGAGAGGCCACUCCAGUGUUGGUCACCAUACGUAUGUCAAUGUCACAGAAGCCAUCCCAGUUCACUCCCAGAGGAGUGAAUUGUACCGGAUCCUGGUGUGUGUGAGCAUCCUGCUGUGUACCAUCCUGGGACUGACAUACAUUAUGUCAAAGGUCAAGCUACAAUCACAUCCUCAGCACCCCUGCCUCCCCCAGCUCCAACCCCAGAGUCCUCCCCAGCUUCUUCCACGCCAGCCAAUCCCACCCAAAACGAAACCAAAGCCCAGAACCAAGCCAAAGCCAAAACUAAAUGUAGAGCUGGUCUAUGCAGUUCUGUCUCCUGACAGUCUGAGACAGAACCCCCCCGGCUCCCUCAGAGAAUCCUCAGACACCACCGUGUACUCUUCCCUACGCGUCACGUGACCCAGGGGAAUGAGCAGUCUUUGGACAUGUGGUGGGACAACGAAAGGAGGGAUUGAUGAACAGAAGAAAAUAAAUGGAGAGGGACACCAGGCAACAAAACAGGAUGGAUAAGCCUAUUGUAGACCUGUGUGGCGGCAAGCUGACAUAGAGUUUGUAAUUGGAGCGUAGUUCACUGGUAGUUCUUUUGGAUGCAGUGUACUUGGUCUGUGGCGACUGAGAGGAGUAUCUGGAUGGAUGGGAUGAGAAGACAGAUUCUUGUUUCAGCAGUCAUGAUCUUUAUCCUUUAUGAUCUAAAGGAGCCUCCAGCAAACCAAAAGGACAUUUAAUGGACAAUCCGAAGCAUGGUUAACCAGGCUGUCCACUGUGUUCACAAGUUUGUGCUCACUGUGUGUCCGUUGUUACACUUAUUUCAUUGCCAAUGAUUUAUGUUGUUUUAACCUUUGCUAAGAUUAAAAUACGAUGUAUAACAAGUACCAUAAAGAACAGUGAUAAACCACACAAGUCUAAUUGACACAAAAUACACGAUUUUAUUUCAUGAUAAAUUCUUAAUGGCACAUUACAUAACGAAAUGUACAUAUAGACGUAUAUAGACUUCUUAAUAACAAUUCCUUUUUCCUAUUAACUUCUUUAAUUUACUAUGCAGUUACAGCUUUGUACAUUUGACAUCAAUGCAAACAAUUAUCAAUAAAUUAAGGGGCGUAUUAACAGUGUGAAGGCUGCAGGGGAAGGCUCCUGGUAAAUGCCCACUAAAACAAAGAGCCAUAUCCAACUUCCUUUUCUGACAAACUUCCUGGGUUUUAGUUUCAUGUUUUACAUAACUGAACUCUUGACAACUAACCUAUUCCAUUAGUAGGAAUGGAUCUCUGUAUCUUUUAGUACAUGGAAAUUCUCCCAAAGUUCUAUAAAUAUAGUUGACUUUUUUGGUCACAUGGACGGAUAUUUAUGUAUCUCCAAACAUUUCUUGGUAAAUACAAUCCAACAUGAUUCAUUUGUUUCCCAGUAUGGUCACAAAAAAUGAUUAAGUAUUAUUUUGGGAAUAGAAUGCUACAAGCUAUUGUUUCUGCUUCCGUAAUAGCCACUGUUUUUGUUAUCUGCUACCACUUAAGACUUGAAAAUAAAUAUCAAAUCACAAAGCAUUAAAUCAAAGAUUCAGAACAAGGCAAGUUCAUUUGAAAUGACAUUCGGAAGUAAAGAGUUUUCAAAUCUAGCAUUACGAAUGCAGUUGAAUCAGAUGUGAAAAGUUGUUGCAACCUACUGUACCACAAACAUAGAUAGUCUUUUAUGACAAUGUGGGUAGUAUACUUGCAAUGAAAUGUUUAGGGAGUUGCAACAACCAUAGCUGUGAGGUAACUUAUCUGUUCAGCCUCUCACAUAGUGAGAACACAAGUUAACAAGGGGGUUUCAUAGAUUGUAAAGCGCAAAUUUGGCUAAACAAAGACUACAGUAUGACAGAGUGCUUUCCAGCAAACGUAUUUUUGACCAUAGUUCUAGUUCUCACCAUUAGACAAUCUUGACCACAGAAAUACUGACAGCUAAGAUGAUCCAAUCUAGGUUCAGAAGCAUUUUUGCAGACGUAAGUACCCAAAGGGAGAGAGAGAAGGACCAGCCUGAAAACAA
Hypomesus transpacificus is the source of this 2602-nucleotide messenger RNA. RefSeq lists its product as uncharacterized. The coding region runs from base 245 to 985 and encodes 246 amino acids. The record is from RefSeq and is a predicted model, not a curated record. The transcript is spliced from 5 exons. Lineage: Eukaryota; Metazoa; Chordata; Actinopteri; Osmeriformes; Osmeridae.